CAACACACCACGCAGCCCCCUGCCUCCCCCGCCAUACGUAAACAUAUUACUCCGUCUGCACAAGAUUCACGAACGCGCUGCACAACCCACCUCAAUUUUCCAUUCCCUCCUCGCUCUCACCCAUCCCCCCCCCACACCUCAGCCUUCCUGCAUCGGAUCCUCGACCACGAGCAGAUAUCGCGACCAAGCGCUGAGUGGCUUCAGUUCCGGCCUUUUGUGAAGAUACCUGUGGCGAGGAUUUCUUCUUCCCCACACGGUCUAAAAGAUGGUAGAAGGGGAACCGAACUCUCCAACAUGGAAGUUCACACAGUCAGUAACUUCCUCCACCCCUCCCUCCUUUGGCGGGAGGCACAUUUGAGCGUAUGCGCUACAUGUCCUACCUCAAACUGUGCUUCUGGCAGAUACACGCAUGCGACUAUAGUGCUGACCCCUCAUUAGAUGUUUUGGAGACAAGGGCGAUGUUGAAGAUAUCACAGAGGGUUAGUUUACCGCCUUGGAUGGGGUGGACAGAGGCUUCCUUCCCCACCGCAUCUGAACUGACAUCGUUCACGACAACUUUUAAGAGCAAAGCUAAUGUGUUGGGAACAGCGGAUAUCAUAUCAACCGUCGAAUUUGACCACACCGGAAAUUAUCUUGCCACUGGAGACAAAGGAGGGAGAGUAGUUUUAUUCGAGCGAAAUGAGACAGUACGUUGAACGAUAGUAUAAUCAAGGACCGAUAGGGUUUCUACAAGCACGGAGCUAAUGCAUUAUACAGAAAAAGACGUGCGAGUAUAAAUUCCACACCGAAUUCCAAUCUCACGAGCCUGAAUUCGAUUACCUCAAGUCUCUCGAAAUAGAAGAAAAGAUAAACAAGAUCAAGUGGUGCAAACGACAGAAUGCAUCCCACUACCUCCUUUCAACCAACGAUAAGACAAUCAAGUUAUGGAAAGUUUUUGAAAAGUCAUUGAAGGUGGUUGCGGAAAACAAUCUCUCUCAUGACUUGACACCCGGAAAUGUCCCUGGCGCUGGGGGAGUUCGUCCGAUGCACAAUGUUCAUUUCUCAAGUGCCCACGAUCUCAAAUUACCUCGCCUCACCCAUCACGAUACUGUCGUCGCUGCCGUUCCUCGAAGAACCUAUGCCAACGCCCACGCAUAUCACAUCAACAGCAUCUCUGUGAACAGUGACGGGGAGACGUUCAUUAGUAGUGAUGACUUGCGGAUAAAUCUCUGGAAUCUAAAUAUUCAAGAUCAAAGUUUCAACAUUGUUGAUAUCAAACCAGCCAACAUGGAGGAACUGACCGAAGUUAUUACAGCCGCGGAAUUUCACCCACAGAGCUGCAAUUGGUUUAUGUAUGCUAGUUCGAAAGGUACCAUCAAACUAGCAGAUAUGAGAGAGAGUGCUCUGUGUGACCAGCAUGCGAAGCGUAAGUUGCUCUGCUCUCUUUAAGAAUCACGUCUACUAACAUAGCCCCAAGAAUUUGAGCAAGAAGAAGACCCAUCGGCAAGAUCAUUUUUCUCAGAAAUCAUUUCUUCAAUUUCUGACGUCCGAUUCUCUCACGAUGGACGAUAUAUUCUUUCGCGUGAUUAUUUGACAGUCAAGAUCUGGGACGUGAACAUGGAACGCCAACCAGUCAAGACGAUUCCGAUCCAUGAGCACCUUCGCCCUCGUCUUUGCGACACGUACGAAAAUGACAGCAUCUUUGACAAGUUCGAGGUUGUCUUUUCGGGAGAUGCAAAGAAUGUUAUGACAGGUAGUUACAACAACAACUUCAUGAUCUAUCCCUCGGACCCAGAGAAGGAGGUUGAGGUUGUUUUGCAAGCCGACAAAUCCGCAUUCAAGGCUAAGAAGGUCGGUGUGCCCACUCCUAUCAAUGCUUCGACAAGCCCUACAGCUACGAACGGUAAGAAGGGCAAUUCCAGAGCUAAUAGCCCAGCGGCUGGGGUUACGGGCCAAGGCGGGCGAAUGCGCAAGGAAACUGAUGCCGAUCAAAUUGACUUCAACAAGAAGAUUUUACAUAUGAGCUGGCAUCCGUUCGAAGACAGCAUCGCGAUCGCAGCUACCAACAACGUGAGUCCACAAUUCCAUGUGUGAGAGAAAAGUGGAUUAUGCACUAACCAUCUCUAGCUUUUCGUCUUCUCCGCGUUGUAGAGACUUUGAUUUCUGUUAGGAAUGGAGUCUCUUGGUCAUGUUCUAUCAGCGCUUCCGUGCUUGGCUAGCUACGACAUUCAUGAAUUUCACUUCCCGCCAUACCACAAAUUUUGCUAGUCAUGAGAAACGAAUACUGCAUCAUUGAUGAUAGACAGCGAUACAGUUCUUGCGGAAGUCCGUAGUCAGCGUGGAUAAUCGGAGGAUGGUAGUCGUUAUUGGCCAGCUGGGAGGAUGUCCCAUAUUCUGGCAAGCAUGUUUUGCUGUUGAUGAUGGAGCUCGGAGUUGUGCUGUGGGAAAGGUAUUCAUGACUUCGGGUGGGUUCCCAGCGAUCAAGUAGACUAGUCACCUCGCAGAUGAAUAAUGCAAAAGAGAUUCGAG
Messenger RNA from Hymenoscyphus albidus, 2508 nucleotides. The record is from the annotation of a GenBank genome assembly. NCBI's taxonomy places the organism in Eukaryota, Fungi, Ascomycota, Leotiomycetes, Helotiales, Helotiaceae.